AUGAUCUCACAACGCCCCGCCGUGAUUGAAAAAAGAUUAAUUAGAAUGAAGAUACUGGACACUUUACUCGCAGCAGUUGCGCUUGGAAAUACAAUUCGAGAGGAUGAUGGGAGCAGCCCUAACUCGAAUACGAUCAUUAUGAUAAACAUGAACGCAGCGAACGUCCAGAUGAACAUGGGGGACUUCACGGACACGGGAGCGUCUGAAGGGAUCUUCACGGAUAGCAAGUCUUGGCAAUACGUUUCUCCGAAUAAUCGAGAGAAGAUCGACGAUGUCAUGGCAAUGCCUAGCGUGCAGGCGGGAGUAGAAGUACUUGGUAAGAACAUGCCCGGUUUCAACACCUUCUACGACGCUAUGCUUGUCUCUGUGCCGGAAGAAACGACCGAGAAAAAGGGCUUUUGGCAGCGGACUCGAGAGGACUGUCCCGUCAUGUCCCGCAUUCUCUGA
Oikopleura dioica is the source of this 447-nucleotide messenger RNA. The record is from the annotation of a GenBank genome assembly. NCBI's taxonomy places the organism in Eukaryota, Metazoa, Chordata, Appendicularia, Copelata, Oikopleuridae.